Molecule: messenger RNA, 2842 nt
Organism: Oncorhynchus mykiss (rainbow trout)
Lineage: Eukaryota; Metazoa; Chordata; Actinopteri; Salmoniformes; Salmonidae
Source: RefSeq, a predicted model, not a curated record
ACGAUUUCUACGUCACACUACCGCGCAGACCGGAAGCAAUAGAGCUUUCCAGAAAAUACUUCAGAGCUGAAGCAGGAGUAGAGUGCGGCGGGUUUUCUGGCAAGUUUAGCUCACAUUUUCAACAGGACCAAAGUUGACAUUGUUUUUUUACACGUCAUUCCAUUUAGUGUGCCGUUGUUGUGUGGACUUCUCACGGAAAGAGAAGGAGGAGAAAGAGCUAGAAGAUGACGUCCAGGACUAUUGAUUACAGUGUGUGGGACCACAUCGAAGUAUCGGAUGACGAGGAUGAGACUCACCCCAAUAUCGACACGCCGAGCCUCUUCCGAUGGAGGCAUCAGGCGCGUGUGGAGAAACAGGUGGCCUUCGAGGAGAAAGGAGAGGAGCUGGAGAGGAACAUGGCAGAGUGUAAGAGACGUCUGGAAGAGGUGCAGUACAGAGUGAAGGAGUUAGAGGAGGAAGGAAAGAAGGAGGGAGAGGAGGAGAGGAAGACGGCGCUGAGCAAGGCCCAGGCCGAGGAGAAGAAAUACAGAAAGGAUCAACGCUUGUGGGAGAAGAAGAUGGAGGAACAUCGGAGAGAGGAGAAAAAGAUGCCUUGGAACGUUGACACGCUCAGCAAGGAGGGAUUCAGCAAGAGUAUGUUGAACAUCAAACCGGAAGUGACAGAAGAGACGGAGGAACAGAAGGAGGAGAAACACCAGACUUUUGUAGAUAAACACAAGAAAGAGAUCAAACACUUUGGGAUGCUUCGGCGUUGGGAGGACAGUCAGAAGUACCUGUCUGACCACCCCUACCUGGUGUGUGAAGAGACGGCUAACUUCCUGGUUAUCAUGUGUAUCGACCUGGAGGUGGAGGAGAAACAUGGUUUGAUGGAUCAGGUCGCCCAUCAGACCAUAGUGAUGCAGUUCAUCUUAGAGUUGGCUAAGAGCCUGAAGAUCGACCCUCGAGGAUGCUUCAGAGAGUUCUUCCAAAAGAUCAAGACUGCAGACCAGCCCUAUCAGGAGGCCUUUACUGAUGAGCUGGAGUCCUUUAAAGAGAGAGUUCGAGGCAGGGCUAAGAUCAGGAUACAAAAGGCUAUGGAGGAGUAUGAGGAGGAGGAGAGACAGAACAGACUGGGGCCAGGUGGACUGGACCCUGUGGAAGUCUACGAUACUCUGCCAGAGGAAAUGAAGAAGUGUUUUGAUGAUAAAGACAUCUCAAUGCUGCAGGAAGCUAUCAGCAAGAUGGACCCCAUGGAGGCAAAGGGCCACAUGAAGAGGUGUAUUGACUCAGGACUCUGGGUUCCCAACGCCAAUACCGACAACGAAGAGGACAAAGAAGAAGACGAGGAAGAGGACAAAGAAGAUGAGGAAGAACCAGAGAGGGAGGGAGAGGCGAAGGAGGAGAAAUGACUCUGUCAUGAAUUGAAUCCUUCCUUUAGACUUUUGACCUUUUCAGACCUAGCUACACCCUUUACUAGCGUUAGCUUGUCUUAUUGAAAACAUGCUGUGAAGAUGCUAACUUCCCUAGCGUUAAUUGGGCUAGUAUCGCUAGCAUUAGCCUGACCCAUUGAAAACCUGCACCGGGCCAGUAUUUGCAGAGUCAGCUCUAGGAUCAGAUUCCCCUCUCCAAUCCUGACGUUAACCAUUUGUGGAAAAUGCUAAACUUCACCCUGCUCCAGUUUCUACCCAUAGUCCCUUUCUCCAUGACCCCAUCUUUAUAUUAACCCCCCCCCCCCACCUCCACCCCACUUCUACCCAUAGUCCCUUUCUCCAUGACCCCAUCUUUAUAUUAACCCCCCACCUCCACCUCACUUCUACCCAUAGUCCCUUUCUCCAUGACCCCAUCUUUAUAUUAACCCCCCCCCCCACCUCCACCCCACUUCUACCCAUAGUCCCUUUCUCCAUGACCCCAUCUUUAUAUUAACCCCCCACCUCCACCUCACUUCUACCCAUAGUCCCUUUCUCCAUGACCCCAUCUUUAUAUUAACCCCCACACCUCCACCCCACUUCUACCCAUAGUCCCUUUCUCCAUAACCCCAUCUUUAUAUUACCCCCCCCCCACUUCUACCCAUAGUCCCUUUCUCCAUGACCCCAUCUUUAUAUUAACCCCCCCCCCACUUCUACCCAUAGUCCCUUUCUCCAUAGUCCCAUCUUUAUAUUAACCCCCCCCCCACACUUCUACCCAUAGUCCCUUUCUCCAUGACCCCAUCUUUAUAUUAACCCCCUCCCCCACUUCUACCCAUAGUCCCUUUCUCCAUGACCCCAUCUUUAUAUUAACCCCCCACCUCCACCUCACUUCUACCCAUAGUCCCUUUCUCCAUGACCCCAUCUUUAUAUUAACCCCCCCCCCCACCUCCACCCCACUUCUACCCAUAGUCCCUUUCUCCAUGACCCCAUCUUUAUAUUAACCCCCCCCCCCCCACUUCUACCCAUAGUCCCUUUCUCCAUGACCCCAUCUUUAUAUUAACCCCCCCCCCCUCAUUUCCAGUUUAAUAGCACAUGAUCUGUUUGAUUUUGUUAUUCAUAAUUUGUUUGUUUUAUUUUAUAGGCGUCGUUCCACCCUCCACUCCCUCCCCUUCUAGUCACCUAGAACUCAGAACCGGCUUUUGAACUGUUACCUAGAACCUAGAACUUAAAACCGCUACCCAACCAAUCUCACCUCCAUCCCCUCUGAACCAAACUAUCUCUCUCUCUCAGGCCUCUCUCUGUCUCUCUGCAUGGGUCAAACUGGUUUAAACCAGUGCGAUUCUGAUUGGAGCUCCUCGCUGCAGCUGGGACAGAAUGGGUGUGGUCUGUCAGUUGACUCCACCCCUUUCGUUAUUACAGUUGUAAUCUUGCUUAGUAAAGUUGGGCUGCAAAAACAA